Messenger RNA from Hyaena hyaena (striped hyena), 1496 nucleotides. RefSeq names its product G protein-coupled receptor 31 (gene GPR31). Lineage: Eukaryota; Metazoa; Chordata; Mammalia; Carnivora; Hyaenidae. Gene Ontology annotation, molecular function: G protein-coupled receptor activity. The coding region runs from base 1 to 942 and encodes 313 amino acids. The record is from RefSeq and is a predicted model, not a curated record. The transcript has a single exon. Gene Ontology annotation, biological process: G protein-coupled receptor signaling pathway. Gene Ontology annotation, cellular component: membrane.
AUGCUGGCCGCCAACUGCUCGGUGCAGAGCCGCGCGGUGGAGGCGACCGUAGCCACGCUGCUGGCGCUGGAGUGCGGCCUGGGCCUGCUGGGCAACAGCGUGGCGCUCUGGACCUUCGCGUUCCGCCUCAAGGUGUGGAAGCCCUACGCCGUGUACCUGCUCAACCUGGUCACCGCCGACCUCCUCAUCGCCGUCUGCCUGCCCUUCCACGCCGCCUUCUACCUGGGCCGCAAGACGUGGCGCCUCGGACCCGCGUCCUGCCGAAGCCUGCUCUUCCUGCGGGUGCUCGGCCGCGGGGUGGGCGUCGCCUUCCUCACGGCCGUGGCUGUGGACCGUUACUUCCGCGUGGUCCACCCCCGGCUGAAGGUCAACCUGCUGUCCCCGCGGGCGGCCUGGGGCGUCUCGGGCUGCGUCUGGCUCCUACUUCUCGGCCUCACGCACCAGAGCCUGUUGGUGCCCGCGGCCGCGUGUCCCGGCCUGGAGCCCGGGGCCGAGCUCUCCUUCAGCGCCGCCUGGCAGGAAGCGCUGAUCUUCGCGCAGGUCGUUCUUCCCUUCGGCCUCAUCCUGUUCUGCAACGUCAGGGUCAUCAGGACGCUGCGGCGGCGGCUCCGGGACCCCGGCGGGCAGCCCAAGCUGCAGAGGGCCCGGGCGCUGGUGACCGUGGUCGUGGUCCUCUUCGCCGCGUGCUUCCUGCCCAGCUUGCUGGCCCGGGUCCUGGUGGCCGUCUUCCGAGCGGCGGGCGGCUGCAGGGCCCUGGGGGUGAUGGUGCACGUGUCCGACGUGAGCAACAGCCUCGCGUACCUGCAGAGCGUGCUGAACCCCGCGGUGUACUGCUUCUCCAACCCCGCGUUCAGGCACUCCUACCGCAAGGUCUUCAACACCCUCAGGGGCCGAGGGCGGGAGGCCGAGGCCCCGGGUGACAUCAAAGACUCCUACUCCUGAGGCGGCCAGCUCGGCGGCCCGCGGUCUGGGCCAGAACGACCACCGCCAAGGGCUCCGGAGAGAGGACGUGCCCAGGCUGCGCUGCAAGGGUGUGGACCCAGACCCGGGCACAGCGCGGGAAUGUCCUCAUGGGCGUGUUUUCUGCAGCUAUUGUACGUGAUCGGACCGCAGGCCACCCAGCCAGGGCCUCUGCACCCACGACCACGCAGGCUACCCGGCGGCCCUGGAAACACGCAGCGGCCGGGCACCCACCCCCGGGGGAAGGCGCUCUCGGGGGUCCGUGAGGGGCAUCGUCCCUGCACUCCCCGCUCCUGGUGAGUCUUCUGCUGUCUCUCUGCCUCAGCUGCGAAUGCACAAGGUCAGCUCUCUUCCCUCUUGCACAGACUUAUGGUAACUGAUUCGGGAAAGCGGGACGUGGGGCUGCUCGGCCAGGUCCCGGGCUGUGGGCACCUUACGUGCCCCGUGCUCAGCCCCCCCGGCACGUAAUGUUCGCUACAUUUGCACAGAUGGUGCCUUAUGUCCAAGACCGCACGGCUCCCCAGUGUAUCAUAAGA